AUGGGUUCUCGUUCUUCUGGCUCGUCGACGACGACGAGCAUGUCGCCAUCGCCAGUGCCGGAGAAAGCGUCGGCGAGCAAAGGGACGGCGAUCUUCAGCUACACCUGCGUCGGCCUCACGGGCGUCGCGCUCGUCGCCGUCGUCGUCUUCUACUGCAACCGGCACGUCCGGAGCCGCGCGCCCGUCACCGCCGCCAUGGGUGCCGGCGACGACGGCGGCGGCGGCGGCCGGGAUCAGGACGUGCGCGGCGUCGCUGACGUGGCCGCCAAGAUCCCGGAGUUCACGUACACGGGGUCGUCGGGGAGGCACGGCGGCGGCGAUGGGCCGGCGCAGUGCUCGGUGUGCCUCGGCGCGCUGCUGACCGGCGAGAUGGUGCGGCGGCUGCCGGCGUGCAAGCACCUGUACCACGUGGAGUGCAUCGACAUGUGGCUGGCCUCGCACGCGACGUGCCCGCUCUGCCGGACGGAGGUCGACCCGCCGCCGCCGCCGCAAGGCGACGGCCAGCAGCCCACGCCGGCGCUGCCACCGGUAUAG
Oryza brachyantha (malo sina) is the source of this 534-nucleotide messenger RNA. Its product is annotated as RING-H2 finger protein ATL39-like. The coding region runs from base 1 to 534 and encodes 177 amino acids. The transcript has a single exon. NCBI's taxonomy places the organism in Eukaryota, Viridiplantae, Streptophyta, Magnoliopsida, Poales, Poaceae. The record is from RefSeq and is a predicted model, not a curated record.